AGUAAUCUACAUAUUGUUGUGGGUCCAGCCCAUUUUCAUUUGGGUUCCAUUUUUUUCUUUGGUGGAGGGCCCAAUUAUGUUUUUACUUUGUUGACUAAAAAAAAGAGAGUAAAAGGGCUGGGCAGUGGCAGUGCUUACGAACAGAGCAGAGAGAGCAAACAGAGAAAAAAAACAGAAUAGAGAGAGGAAAGGUGCUGGUGCAGAAUUUACAGACCAGCCGCACAAAUCCGAUCAUCGCCGGAGAUCCGACCGUUGGAUUGAGCUGAAAUUUUCAGAGGUUGUUCCCAACACUUUGGGCUUCAAUCUGUUCAAGUUUCACAUUAAUCGGAGCUACGGAUCUUCUGUAAUCGCAGCUGGUGCGACGCUGCUUUUUUGGGUGAUAAUCCUGAUUUUCCUUCUCUAUUGUUGAUGCCUCUUAUGUAUGUUGUUGUUGGUGGGUUGUGACAUCCUUGUAGACUGAGUUUGGGUGUUUUUACCCUCAAUUUGCAUAAUAAGAGAAGAAGAGGGCGGACUCCCUAUAAGUCCCGUGGUUUUUAUCCUUCACAUCGAAGGGGUUUUCCACGUAUAAAAAUCGUGUGUCGUUUGCAUCUUUAUUCUUCAUAUUUUAUUGUGGUUUAUUUGAUGUGUUGCUGAUUUUGUGUGCUUGGUUAAUCAAUUGUGGUAAAUUGGGUAAGUGUUUGGUUGGUUGUCUUGAAGUUGAUCCUUGUAGGUGUCGUAUCCUACUUGUUGCUUCUCCCCCAACACAUAUCACAUCUUACUUACACUUAUCACAUCAAAAGUAUUUUUGAAAAAAUUAACACAAAAAUAUCUCAUCUUUAAAUUUUAGGGAGUAGAAAUUUUUUUUCGACCAUAGCAGUGAUGAAAUCAUGUACAGGGGCUGGUAGCUUUGGCAUCAACGACAAUACUGGGGGACACCGGAAGCAAGACAACCACGACGGCUCCCCUCACGGUGUCGCUCCACCUGAUCUCCCUCGGCCUCGCUGGUUACAACCCAUCCCUACAAGCAUUUGCGGCGGAGCAGCUCCAAGACGAAGACGGAGACAAGAGUUCGUUCUUCCAAUGGUGGUACUUCGGAAUCUGCUGCGGCUGUCUCGCCGGCGUCUCCGUCAUGUCUUAUAUCCAAGACACCUUUGGGUGGGGACUUGGAUUCUCCAUUCCCACCCUUUCCAUGCUCGCCUCCGUCCUCAUUCUCCUCUCCGCCAAUCGGUUCUACCUGUACACGGCGGAUUCCAAGCCAAUCGCCGCUUUGCAGUGUCACAAAUCCGCCAUUGUCCAGCUUCAUGAACUUGAAGAAGAAAAGCUAGUGUUUCAGAACCAUGAAGAAGGGGAAGAGGUAGAGAAGAACAGGUCAAAGAAGCAGCGCAUAAACGUCGUCUACCAAACGGGCAGACUGGUGAUACGGUUAUUCCCCGUUUGGACAUUGCUGUUAACCUUCGCCGUCAUCUUCCAACAGCCGGCGACUUUCUUCACAAAACAAGGCAUGACAACGGCGAGGAACAUCGGACCCAACUUCAAGAUCCCGCCGGCGGCUCUGCAGAGCGCCAUAACCGUCUCCAUUAUCCUCCUCACGCCAAUCUACGACCGAUGCUUCGUCCCCCUCGCCCGCGCCUUCACGGGAAACGACAAAGGCGUCACGGUGAGGCAACGGAUGGGGAUCGGGAUGCUCGUCUCCGUCGUCGCGAUGGCGGUCGCCGCCGUCACCGCCUGCAAGCAGAGGGCGGAGGCGGCGGAGAUGAGCAUCAUCUGGCUGCUCCCGCAGUACAUUCUCCUGGGGGUUUCGGACAUUUUCACCGUCGUCGGAAUGCAGGAGUUUUUCUACUCCGAGGUUCCGGCGACGAUGAGGACGUUGGGGAUUGCCCUGAACACCAGCGUGUUCGGGUGCGGGAGCUUCUUCGGUUCUUUUCUCAUUUCUUUGCUCGAGCAUUUCACCGGCGGGGACGGGCACGGGUGGUUCUCGGACGAUAUGAGGGAGGCGCGCCUGGAUAAGUAUUACUGGUUUCUGGCGGGGUUGAGCUCUCUGAGCUUGGUCGUCUUUGUCAUAUUCUGUAAGUUUGAUCGGGUCUGUAACUAAUUGAGGAUGGGAGCUUUUAUUUAAUUAAUGAAGGCUCUGCCCUCAACUCUGUACCUAGGGUUUGUACUUUGUAGAUAAGUGUGUUGUAAGUUUUCUAGUGGGAGCAGUAUGUGUUUAAUGACUUAAAUCGCUGCAUUUCUCGAUCGUAGUGACACCAUUC
Messenger RNA from Cuscuta campestris, 2231 nucleotides. NCBI's taxonomy places the organism in Eukaryota, Viridiplantae, Streptophyta, Magnoliopsida, Solanales, Convolvulaceae. The record is from the annotation of a GenBank genome assembly.